Messenger RNA from Cicer arietinum (chickpea), 3662 nucleotides. The record is from RefSeq and is a predicted model, not a curated record. Lineage: Eukaryota; Viridiplantae; Streptophyta; Magnoliopsida; Fabales; Fabaceae.
AAUUAUCCUGUUGUUAGCUCUCCCGUGUGUCACACCACCAAUAGUACACAUAUCUAUCUAUCUAAAUAUUUUAUCCAAAACCACUCUCUUUUCCGCGCUUUUCUUUUUCUUAAGUGAUGAACUCUUGCUUUCUCCUCAGUUAAUGGAGUUCAUUGCUGAAGUUGGUUUUUUGCACCACCCUCAUCAUUUUCUUACCCCCUUCUCUAACCCUUACACACUCCCACCAAGAAGACAUAUAUGCCAUCAUGUACCAAUGCAUGGAGAAUAUAGAUUCACGUGCUGUCUGAAGAACCAUAAAUCAGUCAGAAGAUUAGCUUCAUUUACAGCAGAGAAGGGAAAUUCAACCACUGAUGUUGAUGAUAUAUGUAAGAUCAUUUGGACUGUAGAAGCUGAUUUAGAAGAUGAUCACCUUCUGUAUAUAACUGGGGAUCUUGCUGUGUUAGGCUGCUGGAAACCAAACAUGGCUGUACUAAUGUCUCCUACAGAGCACGCUAACAUAUGGAAAGCUGAAUCUGAGAUUGCUUUUGGUUUGAACUUUAAAUAUAAUUAUUUCAUUAAGGAAAAGUCAAGGUCCUCAAGUGGCAUUAUUUGGAAGCCUGGACCAGCAUUUUCUCUUUCAGUACCUCUUACAGUCCCAAUCCUAGAAGAUAAUAAAAUUGUGGUGAGGGAUUUAUGGAUUAGGUCUCAUUUCCAUAUGUCUUCAGCUCAUGAAUGGAGUUACUGCUCUGAGGAAACAUAUCUUCUUAAGCAGCCUUCUAUUUUUUUCCCAGUCAAAGAUGAACGAAGGAAUACGAGUCUCCUUGAAAAUGAUUUCCUAAAGCCCGAGACACUUAUUUUGGAAGAUCAAUUAUUUUUGGACAAUGAGGACAUGGUGAUUAUGAGUAACAAGGAUUCAACUUCUACUAAUAUUCUUUCUGAGAAUUACGAUCCUGUUGAGGAACCCUGGCUACCCCAUUCACCGGGUUUCAUUGUCUCUGAGGAUAAAACCGAAUCCAAUGAAUCUAAAACUAAUGACACUGUGAAAGAGCAGGUGAAGCUGGUAGAUAAAGAAGAGUUGUUACCUGAAGAAAGUAGUAGUUCAAUUCCAAAAGACCCUGUUUCCACCAUUUUACUAAUAAACUCAUCAAUAUGUACCAUGCAAAGAAUUGCAGUACUGGAGGAUGACAAAUUGGUUGAGUUACUAUUGGAACCAGUUAAGACUAAUGUGCAAUGUGAUAGUGUGUAUGUUGGGGUAAUCACAAAGCUUCUUCCUUCUAUGGGAGGAGCUUUUGUUGAUAUUGGGAAUUCUAAACUCGCUCUUUUGGAGUUUAAGUCAUACAAAGAACCAUUUAUAUUCCCUCCGUUUUGUCGAAAGAAAAAGAAACAAGAAAUUGAACCUAAAGGAAAAAAUGGUCACAUGUCUCGUGCUACUGACAUCCCUGAUGGAAUACUGGACAUACAUUCUGAGGAUGAUUGCUUAAAAUCUGUACACAAUGAUUAUGAUGAGUAUGAAGCAGAUGAUGAUUUUUGUAUUUCAGAAGUUCUUAAGGAAAAUGUGAAUGGUAGUGUGGUUGAUGAUGAAGUAGAAGCUGACUUUGAGGAUGAUGUAGAGGGAACUGAUGUCCAUAUAGAAGGAGAAAUAAAUGACAGUUCUCUUCCUGUUGGCACAAAUGGGUCUAUCAACAAUCAUAUUUUGCAUACAAAAGAUACAAAACGAGAAACUGGAGUAAAUAAAUGGAACCAAGUUCGCAAGGGAACCAAAGUAGUUGUACAAGUUGUUAAAGAGGGCCUUGGUACCAAGGGUCCCAAUCUGACUGCUUUUCCCAAACUAAGAAGUAGAUUUUGGGUUUUGAUGGCACGUUGUGAUAAAAUUGGAGUUUCCAAAAAGAUUUCUGGUGUCGAGCGCACAAGGUUGAAAGUUAUAGCAAAGACAUUGCAACCUGAGGGUUUUGGUAUUACUGUAAGAACUGUUGCUGCUGGCCAUUCUUUUGAGGAACUGCAGAAAGACUUGGAAGGUUUGCUCUCGACUUGGAAUAACAUAAUGGAAAAUGCAAAAUCUGCUGCUCUUGCUGCUGAUGAAGGGGUGGAAGGAGCUGUUCCUAUUAUUUUGCACCGGGCAAUGGAUCAAACUCUCUCAGUGGUCCAAGAUUAUUUCAAUGACAAUGUCAAGAAAUUGGUGGUUGACUCUCCAAGGACAUUUCAUGAGGUGACCAAUUACCUUCAGGACAUUGCCCCUGAUCUUUGUGAUCGAGUUGAACUAUAUGAUAAAAAGGUUCCCCUUUUCGAUGAAUACAACAUUGAAGGAGAGCUUGACAAUAUCCUCAGCAAAAGGGUUCCACUUGCUAAUGGAGGUUCUCUAAUCAUCGAACAAACUGAGGCAUUAGUUUCUAUUGAUGUAAAUGGAGGACAUGGGAUGCUUUGUCAGGAAACUUCCAAGCAGAAAGCUAUUCUGGAGGUCAACCUUGCAGCUGCAAGACAGAUUGCAAGGGAGUUGCGAGUUCGAGAUAUUGGUGGCAUCAUUGUGGUAGAUUUCAUUGAUAUGACGGAUGAAGCAAAUAAAAAAUUGGUCUAUGAAGAAAUCAAGAAAGCCAUUGAGAGAGACAGAUCUGUUGUGAAGGUCUCCGAAUUGUCAAGAUACGGACUCAUGGAAAUAACACGACAGAGGGUUCGACCUAGUGUGACUUUCAUGAUUAGUGAACCAUGUGCCUGUUGCCAUGCUACAGGCAGGGUUGAAGCUUUAGAGACCUCCUUCUCAAAAAUUGAACAGCAAAUUUGCCGGAUUCUUGCAACAAUGGACCGUAAGGGAGAACCUCAAAAGCCCAAAUCCUGGCCAAAAUUUAUAGUGAGGGUUGACCAGCAUAUGUGUAAGUACUUGACUUCAGGGAAAAAGACAAAACUUGCAAUAUUAAGCAGUUCUCUCAAAGUUUGGAUUUUCUUAAAGGUUUCUAGAGGGUUCACCAAAGGAGCGUUCGAGGUCAAACCACUUACAGUCGACAAAGUUGGUAAAAACCAACAUCAAGUUGCAGUUUCAAAAAAGGCCAAUACCAAAAAUCUGGCCAAAGUUUACUCUAGUUCAAGUGAAAAAUCAAAGGCUGGGUGAAGCAGAGGAUUUUGUUCCAUUUUUCUUACCCAAAUUUUGUAUAAUAUGCCAUACAAUACAUGGCUUAAAGAGAAAUUCUAAAGUCCAGGGUGGGAGUUGGAAGAGCAAAAAUAACAUGGUUUCACUUUUGAGGGAGUCAAAGUUAGAAAUAGGCUGUUAUAUGCGGAUGAUAGAUAUUGAAUACCACACAAACCUCAUAACAGGAGCAUUUUGUUGUUAAGAACUAAACUUUCUACUAAGAUUACAAGUAGAAAUCACAGCUUCAUUUGAGUUCCUAUCAAAAGCAACAAUAUCAAGGAUGAUAAAGUGAAGCAUUGGCCAGUGUAAGCAUUUUCUACACUAGGAUACAACAAUGAAGGAAUGAUUGUUUUUCUGUCUGAGAUGGGGAAAAGGGUACUUUUUAGAAUAAAGCUGAACUCAUCAGAAAGAACAUAGCAUGAGGAGAACAAUCUUAGGCUGACAAUCCAUUGGUUUUGAGCUUUUGAAUUAUUUAUUGAUUUGUUUAAGUAGUGGUACUGUAUGAAUGUUAUCUACCUAUUACUUUUCUUAAUGUUAUUUAUGUCUUCAAAUAUUUUAUUGGUCA